Molecule: messenger RNA, 606 nt
Organism: Fulvia fulva
Lineage: Eukaryota; Fungi; Ascomycota; Dothideomycetes; Mycosphaerellales; Mycosphaerellaceae
Product: Phosphocarrier protein HPr
Exons: 1
Coding region: 1-606 (201 amino acids)
Source: RefSeq, a predicted model, not a curated record
AUGAAGCCCUGGAGAGCUGCUACAGGGUACCAUGCCAGGUCCGAAACAGGUCAGCUAUGCAUGACAGCGCAUUAUACAUCGACCAACGAAUCGUGUAUCGGUGGUGGCGCGUGGCGGCUCAUGGUCGACAGAGUCAUGGGCCACUUGCGCAACGUCACCGUAUACAAAAUACGACUGAUCUUCACUUCUCAACAAGUACGAUGCAUCCAAGUCUAUAGAGCCUCCGUCAAGCACACAUUGGUCCGGACAUAUAUAAUAUAUACAGCCAUAACGGGCUCAUUGUGCUCGAAACCAGCGCCUUCGAAGCCUUCUACCACGGCCUCUGCAGACGUCGUCAUCCAGACACCAAACGGCAUACACGAUGUCGGACUACACCACAUAGUCAAAGAAUCCAAAACCUACAGCUCGAACAUACGGAUCACAGUCGACGGCAGGACGGUCAGUGGGAUUAGCAAGAUUGAGAUGGAGGGGCUGGAUCUGGCCAUGGGCAAGACAAUGACCAUCUGGGCAGAAGGCGAGGAUGCCGAUGAAGCUGUGCAGAGCUUACAAGGUCUUGUCUCUUCGCUGAAAGAUGAUGAGCCACCAGCAAAGAAAUAUGACCUGUAA